UGCUUGUGUCGACCGUGUACGAAGAAAACGAGUUACAUGUGUGCCGCGUCAAGGCGAGUCUGUAGGACCUCGCAUAGUUGGUUCUCCUGGCUGCGAUCCUGCUGAGCAUGAGAUUCAGUCGCUACCCUGAUGAUGAAGCAGGCAAAUACACUUCUGUGAGUGAUAAAAGACGUUGAACAAAAACGAUCGUGUUCUAGCUAUCAAGAGACGUUCGUUGUCGAAAGCUGUUCAGCCCCUUCUCCGCUCAGUUGACUGUAGCCGAACCCUUGCGAGUCAUGUAGUGGAAGUCUCGGGAGCGUGCUUGACCGAUCUAUCGAUUGAUACCAGUUUAUAGGGACAAAGAACGACUAUGCGUUGUCCUGUUUACGCGACCUGCUUAUCUAGUGAUCAGGAAUCGUGUCUCGUCAAAAGCUCUCUGACAGUUUUCGCAUAUUAAACAAAGGAGCAGGGAGGUAGUUGGUGCGUCGCCAAAUUCUUGCGACGGGCUUGAGAAAAGAUUACACGCAGUUUUCAGGUGACAAAACAACACCCCUCGAUACGCCGAGGACAGCCGGUCAGUCCCUCGUUUCCAUUGUGUUUGUUGCUUAGAAGCAAAAACGGCUUCAGCUUUCAACAACGCGGCGGUGGGCAGUUGGCGUCUCUUUUUGUGACGCCAGAAACUCGUUGGUGGUGAAUAGCUUGUCGGGGACCUAUGGGUCGCGUCGAACCAGCGGCGGGUCUGAGACGCUAAACAAAUAGAGACAGUUGAAAUGUUGGCUUUUGAAUUUCUGGGCCAUCUUUAUGCAAGUAUGCUUUUUCCAGUUUUCCCAAGAGGCGCAUUUUGCAGCUGGCUGUGUUGUAUCUGCUUGUGUUAAAAAUAAUGCAGUUCAGAAACUGAUGUUUGUGCGGUCCCGCUCGUAGAACGCUCUUCGGGAACUUUUGCAGUUGACGUCUUCUCCCGUCCAUUUAUUUACCGUAUGGUCAGUGGCGAAAUGUCCACACAGUUUUUUCAGAUUCAUUUGGAAGUUUGUGGGCGUUCAUUUGUUACCUUUACAGAAAAGGUAACAACCCUGACCUCCUGUUAGCGACACCGUUCCGGGCAGUCACGCACCCACCACUGUUCGCUAGAUUUGCAUUUGGUUUCUACCCCCCAUUCCGCAUUUGCAGUGUCAGCAGUUUGGCCUCCUUUCACAAUCGCUCACCUCCUAUCUCGGGGCCGUGCGACGUUCUCCGGAGCUUUGUUGUCCCUUCCUUAGAGGAACGACAGCCACCUGAUGUUUGUCGUUGAUUUGAGCCUGUCAGGCAACAUGAGGUCACUCACACAUGGCAAGAGCAUCCAUCGCUCUAGCAUCGUUGUUGUGACGCACUGUAGUCACAGACUCUCCCUAUCCCCUUUAAAUCGUCCCGCGUUAUUUCCAUCACAUUCUGACAGGUACACUGUUCCCUGGCGUUGUCGGCCUUCGUCUUGGCGUUUAUGGAUCACGUUCGUUUGUCUGUCAACAUUGCACAUGUUCGGUCUCUCCAGCGCUGUCAAAAGGGAUGGGGAAGUUCCUACUGCAAAUCUGAGAGCCUCUCUCAGUCCCGAUAGCAGCAAAGAGAACGCGAUGCUGCUUAGUGCUAUAGGAGGCAUAGGGCCUACUGAAUCAAGACUUCAGCAUAUACCGUUCAGCACGACACGUUAUCUUCCUAUCCGUAGCCAUGUUUUGCAGUCUACUGUUGAGAGAAUUGAAUCCCCCGAGGCUCUCAAUGAGGUUCCGACAAAGGUAGAAAGAAAUGAGUUCACUGAAAAAGGAGACAAGACAGAGCAGGUCCUCACCGCCCAAGCCGACCAUAAAUCUCUGCUGGAGGGCAGAUCGGAAUCAACUUCGACUGCGCCAGAUGACGAUUUCGAUUUUUUAUUUGAAGAUGACACACCUAAGAAACCCAAGAGCAGAGUGAAUAAAGGGACGUCCUCCGAUGAAACGAGUCCAGGAGACAGAAGUUCUGGGGAAGGUAGUUCCGACUCAGACAGUCUACUGUCUGUUGUGCACAGAACAAAGGGCAACGCAACGCAGGCGAACAAGAAUCAAACGCGUAUUACUCAUCCGAAGAGCAAAGCACAGCAUCAGAAGAAGGUCACAAAGAAACAAGGUAUACCAGGAUCAGACAGUUUGGGAACCUCUUCAGCCGAUUUUGAUUUUGACAUCGACAGUUCCUCAAACACGCAGGCUGACGACUCACAGCGGCAGUCGUUAGGGGAUUCAUCCGCUUUGGAUCUUUUCGGCAGUGACACGGGAGACACGGGAGAUAUCUUUGGCUUCUCGAAUUCUUCUAGUGAUGGUGGAAACGCUGCUGCCAACGAUGGAGGCCUAUUCUCGUCCUCGGGCAUGGGACCUACCGGCGCCUCAGAUGAGACCUCGGCAAACCCUCUAGGCUCGAUACUGGGUGGCGUGUUAAACCCAUUUGCGCAACAGCAGUCGAUUACUCCCAUGACGGAUAAGGCUGACGAAUGGUCAAAGGAAAAUAUGAAGGCUUUCGAAGAGAAAAUGCCAAAGAAAAUGCGAGACGAUGGCAGUCCAGAUAGUUGGUACAAGCAAGCCGUUCCACAAGAGAGUGUGGCAGAUCUCAACAGGAUGCGAGAAAACCGUCGCAUCGCCGAAGAAAACCGGGCGGCGGCGCCGCUCUCAGCUGUAUACACUAAGGCAACGAAGACGGUUCCUGCUAUUAACUACCUCGGCGCGGGUUAUGACCACGUCAGAGGCAAUCCGGUCGGCGACCCGAGUUCUAUGGGAGACCCCGGGAUCCGGCCCCCGGUGCUUCGUUUUACUUACGCCCAAAACGAAGAUGGUGUCUCGAAUGACUUGACUGUUUUGCAGCCUCUUGGGGGUUAUGUUAGGCAAUACGUUGCGUGCAGGCAAAGCGAGACCAUCAGCGAACUGUCAAACCUCAGUGACUACCAAAAUGAGCUUUCUGUGGAUGCAUCACUUCAAGGGGGAGACCCGAUAGGCUUAAACAGUUUUUCUGCCUCAACUGGAUACAGGGAUUUUGCCAAAGAAGUCUCAAAGAAGGACACCAGGACGUAUAUGCUGAAAAACUACUGCAUGCGAUACGAAGCUGGUGUCGCACAAAGCAACCACUUCAAGUGGAACGUAACAAUAGCGUUCGCGGCGGGCGUCAGCCAGUUACCAGAUGUCUUUGAUGCGCAUAACCCGGAAUGUGCCUGCUCAGCAGAGCAGUGGCGUCAGGAUCAAAAUGCGGAGGCAUGUACAAAAACGAACGUUCCCAUCUGGAUAAGUUUCAUCGAACAGUUCGGCACUCACUUCCUCGUUCGCUUGUUUGCCGGUGGAAAAAUGACGUAUCAAGUGACAGCGAAGCGGUCGGAAGUGGAGAAAAUGAGGAACAUGGGAAUCGACGUGAAGACGCAGUUAAAGAUGCAACUGGGUGGCGUCAGCGGAGGGGCGGGUCAGGGAACCUCAAGCAAGAAAAAUCAAAGUUCGUCAGAGUAUCAGAUGAAUGUGCAGAAAGAGACACUUGUGAUUGGCGGGCGCCCGCCUGGGAAUGUGUCUGAUCCCGCUGCCUUGGCGGCUUGGGCUGAUACCGUUGAAGAACUUCCAAUGCCCGUCAAGUUCGAAGUUCAGCCACUGUACCACCUGCUCCCUGUUGAGAAGCAGGAAGCAUUCAAGCAAGCUGUCACAUUCUAUUCGAAGUCUGUGGGGUUGACACCGCAGGAUCUCAGUGCUCUCACGGGUGUAACCCGCAAUCUCCCAAAACAGCUAACCCAAGCGACCCAGGUGGCAUGGUCGGGGCCACCUCCAGGAUUUGCCAAGUGCCCAGAGGGCCAAGUUGUCAUACUUGGCUUUGCCAUGCACCUAAACUUUAAGGAACCUGGAACCGACAACUUUCGCAUCAUUUCGUGCCCUCCCGGAAGAGAGAAAUGUGAUGGAGUUGGUACUGCUAGUAGCGAGACUGACGAGGGCCGUAUUUACAUUCUCUGCGGAGAGGAGCCGAUUAACGAAAUCCAACAAGUUGUGGCCGAGUCGCCUGCUCACGCCGGCGCGUCUGUCCUCGAAGCCUCUUGUCCUGAUGAGACCGUCGUCGUGGGUGGCUUUGGAAUAUCUGUUCGAGGUGGCAGUGAUGGGCUGGACAGCUUCUCUAUAGAGUCUUGCACAACAGGUCAAACCAUUUGCACGAAGGCGCCAACACGUGGGUCGGAGAAGAAUUUUCUGUGGAUGAUGUGCGUCGAUAAACAGUAUCCUGGACUUCGAGAAUUGGUUAACGUGGCGGAGCUUGGUUCACAUGGGAACGCGAACAAACGCGCUGUGAAUUCAGAUGGAAAUGUGGACGUGAAGUGCCCGGCAAAUUCUUCCAUUGUCCUUGGUUAUGUUAUGGAAGCGCACACGAACCUGCAGUUUGUACGCGACAAAUUCCUACAAUGUCCCGAAAACGCCAGUGAGUGCAAGAUGACCGGAAAAGGUGUGGACCAUGGAAUGCUGUGGCUGUUUGAUCGGCACGCCCUCUUUGGCUGGAUUAUCUGCAAAACGGUGAACGAGCCGGCUAUGCAUGUAGCAACGGACGUGGGCAAGGCGAAGGGGAACGGCAAAAAGAGAAAGGGAAAGAAGGGUAAGAAUAAGACUAAUGCGCCUAACGAAGUCGAGGAAGGGCAGCAGCUGGGCGCGGAUUCACCGAGCCAAGUCUCUGUACCAGCCGAUGCUGAUUCAGGGCCGACGUCCAAGACUAUGUCGAGUCUCAAGCUUGCGCCCGUCAAGCUGUUAGACCUGUAAUGGGUCCUAAUCACAUCUCAAUUGCGUUGCUUCGUUUUUUAUCCCACUCUGACCGGCACGGCGUAGGGAUGCCACCGGCUACAGGUACCCCAAGCCGGCUGAGUGGGGGGCUUGUCUGGUGUCAGUGGGCGGAAGUGAAUACACGGGAGACAAUGGCAGUGAUCGGGGAUCAGGGCGACAUUAGCGCAUUUGAAACACAGCAUCGCGAGCAAGUCUCUGGAUAGCGCGUAGGGGCCGUCGUGCGAACGACUUGGUUGAACUGUUUUUUAGCGAACCGCGUGUCAAAAUUUGACAAUGCUGCAGUGCCGUCUCGCGCUCCUUGAGAAAGACGAAACGGCACUCGUCCGUGAGUUUGCCUUGGGAACGUCGACCGAAAGACAGGUCCGAGUCGCAGGAGCGGAGGAGGAACUAAAAGAGUGCGCAACAUUCGGUCGAGUAUUCACUGCCGAUUGGUUGUGAGUUAUUUGUGGGUUCACCAGUGUGGUGAUACGAACCUUCUGUCAAAAUGCAGAUCUGCUAAGUGUUGUAGAACCUUCAGACGAUAAGCACCUCGGUCUGCUGAUGACCGCGGAUACACGGAAAAUGUGCAGGAUGCGAAUGCAUAUCGUCACCGCAUACACUGAUAUGUAUAUGCGAUUUGUUGCCACUUGCUUACGCACACUUUCUGUCUGUGCCGCGUUCAUGAUGUGUACAACAGAAGAUUCACAUGCGGCGUGCGUCUUGCUUUUGAGUUGGAGUCGGAAGCUUACAGGCUUGCAUUCAGCUUGUGGUCAUGUUGUGUACUUCAGAAAGUGGCUUACACGUGACAGGGGUGACGGCCUGCAGACGUGUUGUUUGUCGUUCCACAGCGUUUGAGAUUGUGCGGGGAUCCGGGGAACUCCAAUCACUUUUGAGCGUCGUACUUUGGGGCAGGCAUUAUCCGGUAGGCAUACGACCUUUUUUAUCAUCAAAAAGCCAGUGGUUUUGUGACAUGGCAGUGAUUUCAUUCUCCUCUGAUGUGUAGGACGCGAGAUGUUUUUCUCGGUGUUGCUGUGCGUCCGUCCUGUGUUAGCGAAUGCAAGCCGUUGCAGGUGGAGCGUUGUCGAAAAGAAUAAAAAGAUUCACCACCCCGACGGUGCGGGAGCUUCGUGUUUCCAGUGGUGUUGGAGGUUCUUAGUGUCAUCAUUCAUCUCGUGAACCUGGCGGAGCAGGGACGUUUUGGGAAAUGGUAUUGCUUGUCGUCCCCGUUUUUUCCAAUCUGGCAUUAGACGACGAGACAACAGUCAGAUUUGGCUGGUUUUCUAUUACGCCACAGGGAUUCCUGAAACGACGGGGAAGCACGUGUGCAAGCUUUUUUUACCAGAUCUGUCUCGAGAUGUGCGCCAGUCCUGAUUUUGUGAGUUAGAUUUCGCUCCCAGAGUUAUUGCACGAGGGAUGUUUUUGAACUGCGGUAAUUUUUACCACCGCAAGGUUUUGUCUUGCUGCUGAAGAAACUGAUGUUUUGAGAAAGCCAUUCACAAACGGGGCACACUCAAGGGGUACUACUUAAGGUGGUCCUAGGUUGUUUUGAGAUGAUCGCUAAAUUCGGCAUUACCAGAGGAAGCACUCGCAUCAGAAUCUUUCCUGUAAAGAAGAGCCUCAUAGAACCGUUUGCCGGUAUACUGAUCUUAAGAGAGGAACAUACUCAUUUUGAUUAUGGGAAGCACGAAAUUGUCACACUGUAGUCGGUGCUGUUGGAGAUUCUCGUACAGAGUUUUGAGAUUGUCCG
Molecule: messenger RNA, 6486 nt
Organism: Toxoplasma gondii ME49
Lineage: Eukaryota; Apicomplexa; Conoidasida; Eucoccidiorida; Sarcocystidae
Gene: PLP1
Product: perforin-like protein PLP1
Exons: 13
Coding region: 1254-4739 (1161 amino acids)
Source: RefSeq, a predicted model, not a curated record